AUGGUUUCCACUCGACUUCUAGCCACCACCCUGGCCCUGCUCGCUGCCAGCGGUGUCAGUGCUGGGCCAUGCCGCCCUUCCACCACCUCCACGCUGUCGACGGUUGUCUCUGAGACCAGCUCUGCCAGCGAGACGUCCACUGUGUCUGUGUCUGAGACUGAGACCGCUUCCUCGACCAUCUCGACCGACACGUCGUUGACAUCUUCCCUCACCGAGACGGUCUCGACUGAUUCCUCCGUCACUGUGUCUACCACCACCACUGCCUCGGCCUCUGAGUCUUUGACCACCACCGCUUCCACUGAGACCUCGGUCUCCGAGUCCUUGACCACUACCUCUUCCACUGAGACCUCCGCCUCAUCAACUGAGUCUACCACCGCAUCGGCCUCCGCGACACAGCCUGCCAUCCGAGAGUGUGACGAUGAUCAAGACUGCCAGAACCUGUUCGGAACACUCAAGCCUUCUUGCAACGCUCUUGGGUUCUGCGAGUUCCGAUGCCUGUCCAACCUCAUGUGCAGUGAUCCUACGCCCGUCUGCAACACUGACACGGGUGUUUGCGAGGCUGGCCCUGGCCCUGAGUUGUGCUCUGUCGAUUCAGACUGCACUGAAGCCGGGUCCACCUGCGUUAAUGGUGUCUGCACUGUUGUUACUCCAGAAUGCAACACCGACGCCGACUGUGAUGGAGCUACGCCCUUCUGCGACGCUGGUACUUGCGUCGCUACCAACCCAAACGCCAAUCAGUGCAAUGUUGAUAGCGACUGUGACUCUGGGUUGAUCUGUGAAUCCCGCACUUGCGUCUCCCCGCCGAACGACUGCACCACCGACGCCGACUGUGACGGAGCUACACCCUUCUGCGACGCUGGUACUUGCGUCGCUCCCAACCCAAACAACGAGUGCAGCACCGAUUCCGACUGUUCCCCUGGGCAGUACUGUAUUGACCUCCUUUGCGUCGAUAUCCCCUAA
This is a messenger RNA of Fusarium vanettenii 77-13-4, 960 nucleotides long. RefSeq lists its product as uncharacterized. The transcript has a single exon. The record is from RefSeq and is a predicted model, not a curated record. The coding region runs from base 1 to 960 and encodes 319 amino acids. Lineage: Eukaryota; Fungi; Ascomycota; Sordariomycetes; Hypocreales; Nectriaceae.